AUGGUUGACCACCCAUACAGCUUCAAGAAUCAGACCACUGGCUGGAGCCGACAGAAUACUUUUAGUGCCAUAAGACUCUUGGACUACUGCAUACUAAGCAGCCAGAUAAGGUGCCACUCAAAUGCUGUGAUGGGCCUCCGCGUCAGGUACUCGUGUCUCCCGGGUGCUUCUGAUUUGGCCCUGCAACUGAAGCCCCGUCCACAGGACCUUGGUUGGCCAAUCCACGGUUGCAAUGGCUGUCUCUUAGACCGGGCAUGCAUCAUCCCGCCCAAGGCACCAACUGCCAGACCCGAUCUUUUCUGGCCAGUCAUUGUCACCGCUUCGAGUGUUUGGAUGGGUCCGUCCGAUCUUUCGCCCCGGGGUUGCCAUCAUCACAAGGGUUAUUGCGCAGUAGCGUGUUCAGGGGCAACCAACCGACAGGCACGAAAGAUAACUAACUAUGUACACUUGGUGUAG
Aspergillus costaricaensis CBS 115574 is the source of this 456-nucleotide messenger RNA. RefSeq lists its product as uncharacterized. The coding region runs from base 1 to 456 and encodes 151 amino acids. NCBI's taxonomy places the organism in Eukaryota, Fungi, Ascomycota, Eurotiomycetes, Eurotiales, Aspergillaceae. The record is from RefSeq and is a predicted model, not a curated record. The transcript has 3 exons.